Hyaloperonospora brassicae is the source of this 903-nucleotide messenger RNA. The record is from the annotation of a GenBank genome assembly. Lineage: Eukaryota; Oomycota; Peronosporomycetes; Peronosporales; Peronosporaceae.
AUGUGGGAAGAUGAGGAGGUUGCUGCGAUCCGUAUUCCUUUCGAGAAGAUAACUUCGACGAAGCUCAUAAGCUACGGGGGAAACGGGCAAGUAUACCUCGGCACAUAUUGCGGCGACCAAGUGGCAGUAAAGCGCUUACUUCCUGAUAAACGGAAGAAGUUGCAAGAGGUCAAUACCUUUCUCGCGGAGAUCAAGAUGAUGGCGAGUGUCGAGCACCCGCGCAUCGUGCGCUUUAUCGGCGCAGCAUGGGAUUCUCUCACGGACCUCUGUGCUGUAUCGGAGUUCAUGCACGGUGGUGACUUGCACUCGUUGCUGAAGCGAUUCGAAGAGUUUGAGAAACGGCCGCACGGAUUUGACUAUGACAAGGCUCGCAUCGCUCUCCAAGUAGCUCAUGCGUUAGUGUAUUUGCACUCCCUCGCUCCAACAGUUCUUCAUCGCAACCUCAAGUCCAUGAAUAUCCUGCUGUCGUCCAAGCUAGAAGCAAAGAUCACGGACUUUGGGAUGGCAAGGCAGUGGAACGUCGACACGAUGACUGCCGAUGUGAGCACCGCAUUGUGGAUGGCGCCUGAGGUCGUGAUGGGUGAACGCUACGAUGCAAGUGCCGAUAUCUUCUCGUUCGGCGUCGUUCUGUCCGAGCUGGACUCGCACUUGCUGCCGUAUCGCGACACGUUGUUUGUGAACGGGCAGCAGACGUCCAACGUUGCGAUAUUGACGAUGCUCACAUCGGGUCAGCAAAGACGUAUCAACUUUUCAUCCAGCGUUCCAUCAGAACUUGUGAACUUAGGUCAGACGUGCGUCGACCUGGACCCCAAAGCACGUCCGAGUGCCAGUGAGCUGCUUUACCGACUGCAGACUAUCUUUCGGAUGUACGAGAUCUACACUAUCGGAUACAACAAGUCUUAG